AUGAGGAAAGUGCUUAAAGUUCUCUUACACAGGUUAUCCAUUGAUGACGAGAAGGUGAUACAAGUAGAAGUGCUGCAAACGCUAAUUGAUAUGCUUAAAUGCCCCGACCUGGUAGAAAGCUUUUCGUUUUACAAUGAAUUAUUGAUACUGAAAGUGAUCUAUGCCUACAAAUCGGAUGAUCAAAAAGUCGAAUCUUCCAGCAGCAGCGGCGGUAGGUCUCCAGUCCAUUGGAACGCGGAGAAGUGCGCGGCGACAAUGGCCAUGGUUUUGAAGCCGGAACAAAUUAUCCAUUUGGUCUCCACUAUAAUCGCUACAGAACCGUAUCCGAUGAACAUGGGCGCGAUAAAAAUGUUGCACAAGGUGGUGGAGCAUUGGGGUCGGGAUGCUAUCGAACCUCAUCUUAGCAAGGUUAUGCCUGGCCUUAUAAAG
Molecule: messenger RNA, 429 nt
Organism: Vollenhovia emeryi
Lineage: Eukaryota; Metazoa; Arthropoda; Insecta; Hymenoptera; Formicidae
Product: CLIP-associating protein 2-like
Exons: 3
Source: RefSeq, a predicted model, not a curated record